Rhopalosiphum maidis (corn leaf aphid) is the source of this 870-nucleotide messenger RNA. RefSeq lists its product as uncharacterized. The transcript is spliced from 4 exons. The record is from RefSeq and is a predicted model, not a curated record. Gene Ontology annotation, molecular function: protein dimerization activity. NCBI's taxonomy places the organism in Eukaryota, Metazoa, Arthropoda, Insecta, Hemiptera, Aphididae. Bases 1 to 870 code for a protein of 289 amino acids.
AUGUCUAAACAUUGUCGAGGCCAGGGUUAUGAUGGUGCUGCAGUGAUGAGUGGAGUUUAUUCUUCUAGUUGUCCUAAAUGGGCUUUAAUUGCAUUUGGUGAUAAAACUGCUAUAACAAUCAGACUUAAAGUACUAAAAAAAGUUUGUACUACUCGCUGGGAGGCUAGGCAUUCAUCAGUAUCGGCAUUAAAAGAAAGGUAUAUCGAAGUUAUAAAAUCAUUAACAUACUUAAGUUUACCAAGUAGUAAAGCUGAUGAAAAACAUAUGCAACUAAGAAAUGACUACUGUAGUGUAGUUGAAAAUGCAAGAAACUUGGCAAUUAAAUGGGGUAUUCCAACAGAUGACAAAGAGGUUCGCCAAAAAAAAGCAAAACUGUUUUUUGAUGAAGUAGAUGGUGACAGAAGGAUAAAUAUUACACAACAUAAUUUUAAAGUUAAAGUAUUUUUACCAAUUGUUGAACCAAUAAUAAGUCAACUUAAAUUUCGUUUUAAAGGCUUACAUAAUGUUUAUAUAAGUUCUGAUUUAACAAGUCAACUGCUAUCAAUCAAAGAAAUUAGAAGUAAUAAAAAUUUAAAUAGUAUCCAAGCACUGACCUCGUUUAUUCUUGAAAAUAACUUUGCUACAAGUUAUUCUGAAGUAUUAGGAGCAUGUAUAAUUUAUUUGACAUUGCCGGUUACGGUUGCAACCGCAGAAAGAUCUUUUUCAAAACUUAAGAUAAUAAAAAACUACUUAAGGAGCUCAAUUGGACAAGAGCGGCUGUCUAAUAUUUCAGUUUUAAAUAUCGAUCAGGGUCGUACAAAAGAUAUGGAUAUAGAAAAAAUUAUUACAAAUUUUUCAAACAUGAAAGCAAGAAGAAUGAAAUUUGAUUGA